This is a messenger RNA of Pyrenophora tritici-repentis Pt-1C-BFP, 249 nucleotides long. Its product is annotated as REB1, Myb superfamily protein. NCBI's taxonomy places the organism in Eukaryota, Fungi, Ascomycota, Dothideomycetes, Pleosporales, Pleosporaceae. The record is from RefSeq and is a predicted model, not a curated record.
AUGAUGCGGAAAUCACCAAGAAGAUGGACUGCGGAAGAGGACUCGAUUCUAUACCGAGAAGCAAUGAAGCAGUCCCCCGAUAGUAUCUGGGAUUGGAACCGGAUUGCCGCAAACUUUACAGACAGAUCCAACAAGGACUGUCGGAAACGCUGGGUCAACCACGUCGGUGGGGGACUCAAGAAAGGCCCUUGGUCUGAAGAGGAGAACUCCAAGCUCCGGGAGGCUGUGCAAAUAUUUGGACAACGGUAA